Messenger RNA from Mangifera indica (mango), 1794 nucleotides. RefSeq names its product protein WVD2-like 6. The coding region runs from base 213 to 1556 and encodes 447 amino acids. The record is from RefSeq and is a predicted model, not a curated record. Lineage: Eukaryota; Viridiplantae; Streptophyta; Magnoliopsida; Sapindales; Anacardiaceae. Gene Ontology annotation, molecular function: microtubule binding. The transcript has 9 exons.
CAUUGGGUUUAUGAGAAUUGUCUUUAACUCGUCGGUUUAAUGCGAGUGGCAUUCUGAAUCAAAUCUAUGCUCAGAUUCUUGUUAUUUUUUUACCACCCUUCAGGACUUCCGCUUUCUACUUUACUGGCCAGUAGAAAUUUCUGAUAUUUUGCCCAUUUUCAUCCAUCAUCUACACCCAAUGCUUGUUUGAAGCUUACUUCACUUUGAGAGGAAUGGAUGCUAUUGAUCUUGUACUUGGCGAUGCGGUGGGCAACCAAAAUGAGCUCCCAAACACUGGUGAUGAUGGUGCAAUCAUGGAGCUAAAUAAAGCUUAUGAUAUAAUUGCACAAAAUGAAGGGCCCGUCGAGAUCACUAAAACAAUUGAGCUGGCUGCUGAUAAUACAAUUGUUGACAAUUCAGCUGAGAAAAAUGGAGAAGGAUUGAACCUCCAUGAUGAAUUUAAUGGUUUGACCUUAUCUAAGGAAUCGAUAGUUGAAGAGGAAAAUAAUACUAUUAACGCCAAGAAAGGUCAAGUUAGGGGGUUGAUUGAGAAGGGUACACAGCCUAAGAAUAUAUCAAGUACGGUGAAGAAGAAUAAAGAUGGGAAAAUUGGUUCAGUCACCUCAAAGCAGCCUCUUGCCAUUGCAACUAACCGGAGGUUAUCCAGUGACAGGCAGAUCUCAGGAAGCAUCAAAGGUGUUGAUUCUGGCAGGGCGACAAAAGUGGUACCUGCAUCUAGUCAUGCUCAUCUUUCCCAGCAAGUCAAAAUGCCAUACACAGCAUCACCUGCCUCAAAUACAACAGUGAAAGUGGACAUAAGUUUUAUGUUGAAUUGCCGUGGGGAAGGGACAAGACAUCUUAAGCCUCUAAAACAGGGGCCACCAGCUAAAGUUGAAGAAAGCUCACAUUCCUCUUUUAGCCCUGAAUCAGGAGGUGAUAAACCUCGAAGAGAGGGUGGCCUGCCUUCAUAUGGUUUCAGUUUUAAGUGUCAUGAGAGAGCUGAGAAACGUAAAGAGUUCUAUGCGAAGCUUGAGGAAAAGAUCCAAGCAAUGGAAGAGGAGAAAACUACUAUGCAGGCAAAAUCCCAGGAGAAUCAAGAGGCAGAGAUUAAGAUGCUUCGAAAGAGCUUAAUGUUUAAAGCAACCCCUAUGCCUAGCUUCUAUCAUGAGCCUCCACCCAAGGUGGAAUUGAAGAAGAUACCAACAACAAGAGCUAAAUCUCCCAAGCUUGGCCGCUCAAAAGGAUCACAUAAAGACUCUGAUGGAAACAGUAGCCAUGGCUCUCAAUCAGGUCGGUUAAGUCUUGAUGAGAAAAUCACUCGAAAUCGGCUUGCCAAAGGAUCAUCCCCUCAACACUAUAAAAAACCAGUCAGAAAGUCUCUUCCCAAUCUUCCCUCUGAGAAGGCAACUUUGGUUGAUAAAACAGAAGAUUCUGCAUCCAUUGCUCCAAAUUCAGAACUACACAAUUUGAAGGCAGAAACAGAGCAAAGUCAGAGUGGCAUAAAUCAAGAGGCUGUAGGCAGCAGCCUGGACAAGCCAGAGAGUGAAUCUGAAGCUGCAAAGCACUCAACAGAGUAGCAGUGAGUACAAGUGAAGAUGAAUUUGCCCAGCUCUUAUCUGGGUCGAUCUAGAUUAAAACAUGGAACUAGAAUGAAUGUGUUGUAUUGGGUGGUAUUGUUACGUUGUUCAUAGUCCAUGGGUGGUGCAUGAUGCUAGUUUGUGUGCAGAUUAUGGAUUGCUCUAAUGCUAUGUAUCAAACUUUCAACAAUUUACAUUUAUAUUGCUCAAUAAUAGCCUUUGCUUAUUAAGAAUAAAA